Messenger RNA from Daldinia childiae, 1356 nucleotides. RefSeq lists its product as uncharacterized. The transcript is spliced from 3 exons. NCBI's taxonomy places the organism in Eukaryota, Fungi, Ascomycota, Sordariomycetes, Xylariales, Hypoxylaceae. Bases 1 to 1356 code for a protein of 451 amino acids. The record is from RefSeq and is a predicted model, not a curated record.
AUGCGGCCUCGUAUACUUAACUACCGUCUUACAACUAGUAUACGGAGUGCAGAAAACUUCGGUUAUGGGGCAGCUAUUUUUGCUUCUCGCGAUUUCGCAACCUGGUUGGAAGAUGAGAACUUUGUACGCAGCGUGCUUGGAGGUCUCUUUAAGUCGACGAUUGGCAUGCAGGAUAACCCAAUCCCCAUCAAUGUUUUGUGUGCAGUAACCGACGGACUUACUCCAGGACGACUAUUCAGCGAGCCUCGGACAGGUCUCUCGAUAUUAUAUGGCUCGAACGACAUUCUCCCUGGCAUAUGGUCUACCGACGAUGUUGGAUCAAAUAUCGGCCAGGAUAGAGAGUCUUCCGUGUCGUUCCUAUCAGAUCCCCUACCUAAGGAUACCAGGCCGCUCGAGAUCGCAUUACCGCUAGCAAAUACGAUUUUCCAAAAUGGGAGACGAUCCACCUUAUUUGCAAGCAGAUGGCAGCGUGAUGAGGAGGGUUCUAUGGGGCGUACUGAUAUAGAAGAGAAACAACAUCAAAGAAUAUGUCUCCGUGUUUCUUCGGAGGGUCAUAUAAAGCCCAUCUUACCUUUGUUACCGUUGACUCCCCCUCGAAAGAUUGUUGCUGGGUUAGGUAAUAUCGUUCGACAGGUCGAAGUCAACGGUACUACAACACCGGCGUCAAAAGAGUUAGAAGCUCUAAUACCGAAAGUUUUCGACACGAGAUCUGAACGGGACAUAUCAUACUUACCCGGACCUAUUGGAGUAUGGUGUUGGGUCAUACCUCCGGAUGUUGUGGAAAAGCAUAACCUCCUUGGCCUAAAAGUCUUCGAAGCUAAAUCAUCUCAGUCGGAAGCGGAAUUAUCGCUCGAGGUUAUGAAUGUGUUUUCUGAGCUACUAUCUUCUGGAUGCCGAUUGCAUAAAAUUCUUAGUGGAGGAGGAGGCUGGGGCCUCAAACAAGGACUACUCUCGCUCGAUCCAGAAACAAACUAUUCAUUACCAGAUCAGGAUGAUGUUGAGAUGUUCAUAAGAGCAUUCCAUGAACGUAAUAAUCCUAACCCAUCUGAGGGCCUUGUAACACCGGGUUCAUAUCUCAUGUUCUGCAUCGAACCGCAUUGGACGAAGAACGAAAUUGAGCUAAGCCAGAAGAUUGCACCAACAACGGUCAUCGGCGUAGUUCAAAAUAGCGACCAAGAACCCGAUUCCGCUAGCUUAUCCGAUAAGGUCGAUAUCAUUGACGGUCACUUCGGAGUAGUAUCGAAGACUGGACUUUUCUUAAAGGCUACUAAUUUCUCUCAUGCGAACGAAACUACCGAGCAGCCUCAAUCAUUCACCACAAAAGUCGACCUUCCACGAGCUUCUUUUCUCUUAUGA